UGUCUGCUUAUAAACGCCUAUAUCCAUCUCCUUUUCUGAUAACGUUUGCAUGUCUUCAUGAUAAAGGCUAAAUAAAUAGUGCAGCAAGUGACAGUUUCUAAAAUGGGAUUUUAUUUUCUUCUUGCACUGAUUCUUAAGUGUACACUUAUAUUGUGUUUUGUAACCCCGGACCAUUUGACCAGCCAAAAUAGUGUACGCACUGUAUUCGCUCUUCAAGAGCCAGUGGUUAUUUUCAUGUUUGAGGAAGUAGAUGUAAAAGUGAACUAUAGUUUACCCUGUGCGGACAGUUAUGUAAGCAUAUACAUAGAACAUCUUAAGGAAAAUGACAUCUUUAACGUUUUAAGUAAUAGCACGAUAACUAUUCCCUGUGAUGCUAAUGGAGAUUCUUCUACACUCGGCAAUGGAAGAAAUAAAACGUUGUCUAUUGAUGGCGUGCUUACUCUGCGACUGAGGAGCACUGUGAUCGGUCUGUCAAGACUUGGACUGGCAAUAAGAGACCAAGGUUCGAAUAUACUGCAAUACGAUGAAGUCGGAGGUAUCAGCAUGUACAACAGCAGCUUUGAGCCCCAACCCGGGGUCCGCAUUGACGCCAACGGAGGUGCAGUCACCCACUGGUUUCCGGUGACGGUGUUACGCAAGAUGAGGCCAGUAGACCACAUAUUCCGCUACCUUUUGGGAUUUAUGGUUAUAUUACUGACCAUGGGAUUCGGGUGCAAGCUGGACAUGGGCGUGGUCAAAGAGUGCCUGAGACGACCGGUGGCCCCCGGGAUCGGGUUUGGAUGCCAGUAUUUACUCAUGCCAUUGAUCGGGUACGGGGUUGCGCGGCUGGUGCCCUUGGGUGACAAGUCCGUGUCCCUGGGAGUGUUUCUUUGCGGUGUGUGCCCGGGAGGCGGGCUGUCCAACAUAUACACAUACCUGCUCGACGGGGACGUCUCACUCUCUAUAACCAUGACGUUCGUCAGCUCGGUCGCAUCCAUAGGCAUGAUGCCCCUGUGGAUCUACACUCUAGGGUCGACCCUGGUAGAUGACAGCUCGGACAUCCGCAUUCCCUACUUGAACAUUCUACAGGUUAUUGCUUCCGUUGUUAUUCCGCUGUUUAUCGGCAUCUUCAUCAAGUACAAGUUCACAAAGGUCGCACUCUUCAUCAUUAAAGUGCUCAAGCCGACCACGCUCGUCUGUAUCAUAGUAUUCCUUACCGUCGGCAUUUGGUCAAACCUCUACAUCUUCAAGAUGUUCCGCCCCGUCCACGUCCUCGCCGGAUGCCUGCUGCCGUAUUUCGGCUAUUUACUUGGAGGCGUUAUUGCCGUAAUUUUACGGCAACCGAAAGCGCGCGUGGUCACGAUCGCGUUGGAGACCGGAAUGCAGAAUAUCGGUAUCGCAAUGCUCGUGCUGCUGCUCUCAUUUCCGCCGCCACUUGGGGACAUCGCCACCGUCGCGCCUUUGUCGUCCGCCAUGAUGACACCAAUCCCGCCUUUCGUCGUUACUAUUGUUUACAAUGUGUACGUGAAAUUCUUCAAGAAGUAUGAACCUGUGAACGUCAAUGAUGAAAAAAUAGACGUCCAAUCUAAGAAUAUUGUCGAGAAAUUGAGUUCUGUUUGAACCAUUCCACCAGUAAAAUGUAAAUAUUUGUCCAUCGUCGGAUGCUAUACUUCGUUGUGUACCGUGGGCAAAUUGGCUACGAAAAUCUCGUAAUCAUGAAUAAUUAAUGAGGCAGUUUCAUUGGUUCCGCAAAGUACCAGAUGCUUUACGGUUGAAAAAUAUUUUGGUGAUUGUUGGAAAUUAACCGGCUGCGCCUUCUCUAUACAAUAAUAUUUGGCUGUAGUCAAGACCACACGGCCACGGAGGCUAUUGCCACUGUCAAGUUAUUGAACAAUAUUUGAGUGUAGCAUGCGAAUUCACUGAAAGAAGAGUUGUCUCUUCUGUCCCAUGCUUAUUCAUUAAAACGAGAUUUUGUCAGUCAAUUGUCCCACGGGAUAUAUGAAGUGUACCGGAAAAAUACCGUGGUGGCCGACGAUGAAUUGUCACGCUGAUUGAAUCUUUGCGUCUUUAUUUAUGGUGGUAAAGUUGAAAAAAAAAUUCAUUAAACUUUGAGUUUCCCACUCAGAAUCAAUGACAUCUUUAAGAACAGUUUACAUUCUAAAGUGAUUCAUGGAAAAGAAUUCACAAUUCAAUCAACGUGGCAAACCCCAUUCGUAGAGAUAUUGCUUGUGUAAUAAUACUAUAUACAUGUUAUUCAAGCUUACUAAUCAUUCAUUUUCUAAUUGGCCCGAGCGUUUCGUACUGUUUGAACCCACAAAAAACCGAAGCAAUCCGUACAAUAUCGUGUGUGUGUGUGUGUGGGGGGGGG
Molecule: messenger RNA, 2347 nt
Organism: Mya arenaria
Lineage: Eukaryota; Metazoa; Mollusca; Bivalvia; Myida; Myidae
Product: ileal sodium/bile acid cotransporter-like
Exons: 4
Coding region: 103-1599 (498 amino acids)
Cellular component (GO): membrane
Source: RefSeq, a predicted model, not a curated record